Saccoglossus kowalevskii is the source of this 400-nucleotide messenger RNA. RefSeq lists its product as uncharacterized. Gene Ontology annotation, biological process: Golgi to lysosome transport. Gene Ontology annotation, cellular component: trans-Golgi network. The record is from RefSeq and is a predicted model, not a curated record. Lineage: Eukaryota; Metazoa; Hemichordata; Enteropneusta; Harrimaniidae.
AUGGCGAUACUGCAGUACAACGUGUAAAUUUCAGGAGGCGUUGAGGGGAUCGGGGUAUACGACAUAUUUAACUAAACGUUUUGAUUUAGAAGAAUUACAGACCAUGACUGAUUGGGCAAAUUUCUCAAACACUGCUGCACAGGAGGGUGAUGAUAGAAUUGCUGAUAAUGCGGUCGGUGAUUGGGGAAAUGAUGAAGACGAUGAUUUUGGAGGAUUUGAGACUGCAGAUCCUCCAGAAGUUGCCAGUCAAGCUGUUCAGCUAGCCAGUCCAUCCCCAUGGGCCAGCUUCCCACCUACUGUUGCCAGUCCUGGUCAGCCAGACCUUCUACAGGCUCAAAGUCUGCCACAGCCAUCCGCAUGCUCAUUGGAUUCUGACCCAAUUUUUGUCAACAAAAGAUAA